Phacochoerus africanus (Common warthog) is the source of this 1395-nucleotide messenger RNA. It is a transcript of the gene CELA1, whose product is annotated as chymotrypsin like elastase 1. The transcript has 8 exons. NCBI's taxonomy places the organism in Eukaryota, Metazoa, Chordata, Mammalia, Artiodactyla, Suidae. Gene Ontology annotation, molecular function: serine-type endopeptidase activity. The coding region runs from base 458 to 1258 and encodes 266 amino acids. The record is from RefSeq and is a predicted model, not a curated record. Gene Ontology annotation, biological process: proteolysis.
CCCUCGGAACCACAGUGGGAACUCCUCGGUCUGCCUCUCGUUGACCACUCUUCCCUCCAGCCUGCCUUGCCUCCACCUCCGGGUGCACAGGGUGGGUCUCUGCACUUACAGGACCCCUGAAGACAGUGAGGCCAUGAGGGCUAGGCGGGGAGCAACGGGAGGGAAAAGCCAGGCCUGGUUCUCCAUCUUAUUUCCAAAUAAGAGUUUGUUGGAUGCUUUUCAACUGAGAGCAGAUGAUUAAUUCAGACCCAACAUUGUUCUGUCUUUGAACAUAGAUAAAUUAGUUUACUGGAAAAGCAAUCUUUUCAUUUGCGUUUCCAUGUCACCUGUGAUUUUCCCUGCCUUCCACCCGCAGCCCUGCCAGUUGGCAGGAAGACGGUCAGCAAAGCUGCUGAUAAGAGGAGUAUAAAGAGGGCUUGGUCUAUGGCAGGGGGCAGUGGUCUUCUCAGCUAGCAACAUGCUGCGCUUGCUGGUAGUGGCCUCCCUGGUCCUUUAUGGACACAGCACCCAGGACUUUCCAGAAACCAACGCCCGGGUAGUUGGAGGGACCGAGGCCCCGAGGAAUUCUUGGCCAUCUCAGAUUUCCCUCCAGUACCAGUCUGGAAGUUCGUGGGCUCACACCUGUGGAGGGACCCUCAUCAGGCAGAACUGGGUGAUGACAGCCGCUCACUGCGUGGACAGACAGUUGACCUUCCGUGUGGUGGUUGGAGAGCACAACCUGAACCAGAACGAUGGCACCGAGCAGUACGUGGGGGUGCAGAAGAUCGUGGUGCAUCCCUACUGGAACAGAAACAACGUGGCUGCAGGCUAUGACAUCGCCCUGCUGCGCCUGGCCCAGAGUGUAACCCUCAACAGCUACGUCCAGCUGGGUGUUCUGCCAAGGGCGGGGACCAUCCUGGCUAACAACAGUCCCUGCUACAUCACAGGCUGGGGCCUGACCAGGACCAAUGGGCAGCUGGCCCAGACCCUGCAGCAGGCUUACCUGCCCAUCGUGGACUACGCCACCUGCUCCAGCUCCUCGUACUGGGGCUCCACCGUGAAGAACAGCAUGGUGUGCGCCGGAGGGGACGGAGUUCGCUCUGGAUGUCAGGGUGAUUCUGGGGGCCCCCUUCAUUGCUUGGUGAAUGGUCAGUAUGCUGUCCACGGUGUAACCAGCUUCGUGUCCGGCCUGGGCUGUAAUGUCACCAGGAAGCCCACAGUCUUCACCAGGGUCUCUGCUUACAUCUCUUGGAUAAACAACGUCAUUGCCAGCAACUGAACAUUUUCCGGAGUCCAACGGCCUUCCCGAGGUGAUUCUUAGAUGCUCAGCAGGACUUGAGGCCACCAAAGAAAUUACAUUCUAAGAGACUAUUGAGUCAGAUACAAAAAAGCAAAUAAAACCGAAUAUACAUAUCA